GACAAAAUCGAGCGGGUACGGCCCCGCGGGAACUACAACAAACAUACUCACACCCACUAUCAUUAUUCUCUGAAUUCUGUUUUGUAUCACACGGUAUAUUAGGCUCAUGUCACACCAUCACAUAUUCUCUCUGCUGAGCUUCACAGUCCACCUUACCUCGCUCUCACAGCCGCCCCCUACUUGGCCACCGCGCCUCAAGCUUCAUCGCCUGGCCGCCAGUCGCGCUUCUGUAAGCCUAAGUGUCUCAUCGCCUUGAGUUUAGCAGCAGCAACUCUAUCUUUCUGCUUCAAUUUUUAAUGCUAAACAAAGACGUUUGCAGCUAAUGAGUUGCCUUUAAUGAUGUACUCAGAAGAAGCUUUUGUAUGGUAUUUUUUUCAUCGUAUGUAGUGCUUGGUGUGUCUUGUUACUCUCUUAAAGGAGCUGUGAUCUUGUUCUGUUGACUGGCUUGUUUCAUUCGCUGCAUACCAACUGUUCGACGGAAUUCCCAAACUAGAAGAGGCUCAUCGUUCUGCUUCUGAUUUGAAAUUUAUUCUUUUCGUUCCUCGUUGCUUCAAGGUCUCUGAUGAGGUUUAGAAACAUGUUUAUGACAAGAAGAGAAGCCUAAGAACGAUGCUAACGAAGUACUCACUAUGCUCAGCGCUGAAUACUUGUGCCAAGACCCUCAACCAGCGCUUGGGUCUCCAAAUUCAUGCCCUUAUUAUUGAAAUGGGAUAUGAAGAUAAUAUCUUUCUGAACAGUGCGCUUAUCGACUUGUAUGCUAAAUGUGAUGCUAUUUUGGAAGCAAGAAGGGUGUUUUGCAGUAUGAAACAACAUGAUCAAGUGUCGUGGACAUCGAUAAUUUCUGGGUUGUCAAAGAACGACCAUGAAAGAGAAGCCAUAUGGAAGUUUAAAGAGAUGCUUAGUACACAAAUUAAUCCCAAUAGUUUUACAUAUGUAGGUGUUAUAAGUGCAUGUUCAAAGUUAGAAGAGGGACUUCAACAAGGUUCUUUGCUCCAUGCACAUGUUAUCAAACUCGGUUUUAAUGAUAACAAUUGUGUGGCCAGCUCAUUGAUUGAUUGCUAUUCAAAGUGGGGGGAAGUGGAUCAAGCAAAGUUUGUAUUUGAUGAGAUAACAGAGAAAGAUGGUGUUCUACUCGGUUCCAUGAUUUCGGGUUAUGCACAGAAUUUAUAUGGUGACGAGGCUCUAAAGGUGUUCAUGGAAAUGAGGAAUAUGAAUUUGAGUCCAAAUGAUCAUACUUUAACUAGUGUUCUUAAUGCUUGUGGGAGCCUCACAGUUCUCCAAGAAGGAAAACAAGUGCACUCUUUGGUCACUAAAAUGGGUUCAGAAAGCAAUGUUUUUGUAGCCAGUGCUUUGAUUGAUAUGUAUUCAAAGUGCGGCAGCAUUGAUGAAGCUCGUGGCAUAUUUGAUCAAACACCUGAAAAAAAUACAGUAUUGUGGACUUCAUUGAUUAUGGGUUAUGCUCAAAGUGGUAGGGGGUCAGAAGCACUUGAGCUCUUUGAUCAUUUGGUGACUGAAGAAGGGCUCAAGCCAGACCAUAUUUGCUUUACUGCUAUUUUGACUGCCUGCAAUCAUGUAGGUUUUCUUGAAAGGGGAGUAGAUUACUUCAACAAGAUGAUCAAGGAUUAUGGGCUCGUGCCUGAACUUGACCAAUAUGCUUGCUUGGUGGACCUGUAUGCCAGAAAUGGGCACCUGAGGAAGGCAAAGGAGUUGAUGGAGGAAAUGCCUUGUAGUCCAAAUCAUGUAAUGUGGAGUUCCUUCUUAGGUUUUUGCAAGGUUUAUGGUGAAGUAGAAUUAGGGAGGGAGGCUGCGAAAGAGCUCAUUGAGAUGGAACCAUUUAAUGCUGCACCUAUUGUUACAUUGUCACAUUUAUAUGCAAGAGCUGGUUUAUGGACAGAAGUAGCUGAGGUUAGAAAACUAAUGCAAAAAAAGGACAUAAGGAAAAGUUCGGGAUGGAGUCGGUGGUUGAAGUAGACAUGAGUAAGUGAGCCACACCAUUUUUAUCCUAAGAUGUGCACUUCUCAGCCCAGAAUUAAAAUAAGGAAAGAUGUUCUGUGUAUGUAGAGACUGAAAAGCUUUGCAUGGACAUAAAAAAAAAAGUGAAAUUUAAUGUUAUAUAUGCAUGAUAACUUAGUAAAAUAUUUUAAUAUGUCAAUAUAAGUUACUAUCACAAAUAUAUAACAAUUUUAAUUUUUUAGACAAAAA
Humulus lupulus (European hop) is the source of this 2202-nucleotide messenger RNA. RefSeq names its product pentatricopeptide repeat-containing protein At2g13600-like. The record is from RefSeq and is a predicted model, not a curated record. Gene Ontology annotation, molecular function: protein binding; RNA binding. Lineage: Eukaryota; Viridiplantae; Streptophyta; Magnoliopsida; Rosales; Cannabaceae. The transcript has a single exon. Gene Ontology annotation, biological process: RNA modification. The coding region runs from base 610 to 1971 and encodes 453 amino acids. Gene Ontology annotation, cellular component: intracellular membrane-bounded organelle.